CGUGCUGCGCAGGAACGGCUGUUGGUCGGUGGUGGGUUCAGGUUCCUGGCUCGUCGGGGGCUCCGUUGCUCUGCUUCUCCCCACUGAGCUGCUGCCUGGUGAAGAGGAAGCCAUGGCGCUCCGGGUCACCAGGAACACGAAAAUUAAUACUGAAAACAAGGCGAAGGUCAGUAUGGCAGGCGCAAAGCGCGUGCCUGUGGCAACUGCUGCAGCCUCCAAGCCCGGGCUGAGGCCAAGAACAGCUCUUGGAGACAUAGGUAACAAAGUGAGUGAGCAGCCGCAGGCCAGACUGCCUCUGAAAAAGGAAGCAAAAACUUUAACUGCUGGAAAAGUUAUUGCUAAAAAACUACCAAAACCACUGGAAAAGGCGCCCGUGCCUGUGCCAGAGCCGGAGCCCGAGCCUGAGCCAGAACCCGAACCUGAGCCUGUUAAAGAAGAAAAACAUUCUCCCGAGCCUAUUUUGGUUGAUACUCCCUCUCCAAGCCCAAUGGAAACAUCUGGAUGUGCCCCUGCAGAAGAAUAUCUGUGUCAGGCUUUCUCUGAUGUAAUUCUUGCAGUGAAUGAUGUGGAUGCAGAAGAUGGAGCCGAUCCAAACCUUUGUAGUGAAUAUGUGAAAGAUAUCUAUGCUUAUCUGAGACAACUUGAGGAAGAGCAAGCAGUCAGACCAAAAUACCUACUUGGUCGUGAAGUCACUGGAAACAUGAGAGCCAUCCUAAUUGACUGGCUAGUGCAGGUUCAAAUGAAAUUCAGGUUACUGCAGGAGACCAUGUACAUGACUGUUUCCAUUAUUGAUCGGUUCAUGCAGAAUAAUUGUGUGCCUAAGAAGAUGCUGCAGCUGGUUGGUGUCACUGCCAUGUUUAUUGCAAGCAAAUAUGAAGAAAUGUACCCUCCAGAAAUUGGUGACUUUGCCUUUGUGACUGACAACACUUACACUAAGCACCAAAUCAGACAGAUGGAAAUGAAGAUUCUAAGAGCUUUAAAUUUUGGUCUGGGUCGCCCUCUACCCUUGCAUUUCCUUCGGAGAGCGUCUAAGAUUGGAGAGGUCGAUGUUGAGCAACAUACUUUGGCCAAAUACCUGAUGGAACUAACUAUGUUGGACUACGAUAUGGCGCACUUUCCUCCUUCUCAGAUUGCAGCAGGAGCUUUUUGCUUAGCGCUAAAAAUUCUCGAUAAUGGUGAAUGGACUCCAACUCUACAGCAUUACCUGUCAUACACUGAAGAAUCGCUUCUGCUUGUUAUGCAACACCUGGCUAAGAAUAUAGUCAUGGUGAAUCGCGGGCUUACAAAGCACAUGACUAUCAAGAACAAGUAUGCCACAUCUAAGCAUGCUAAGAUCAGCACUCUAGCACAGCUGAAUUCUGCACUAGUUCAAGAUUUAGCCAAGGCUGUGGCAAAGGUGUAACUUGUGAACUUGACUUGGAGUACUAUAAUAUCUGCAAAUAAAAUUGGCACCAUGUGCCAUCUGUACAUAUUAUAUGUUACAUGUAUUUACUUUUAAUAAAGUUUCUGGUCCUUUUUACUUCUUA
Diceros bicornis minor is the source of this 1526-nucleotide messenger RNA. RefSeq names its product cyclin B1 (gene CCNB1). Bases 113 to 1402 code for a protein of 429 amino acids. Gene Ontology annotation, cellular component: nucleus; mitochondrial matrix; cyclin B1-CDK1 complex. The transcript has 9 exons. The record is from RefSeq and is a predicted model, not a curated record. Gene Ontology annotation, biological process: regulation of cyclin-dependent protein serine/threonine kinase activity; mitotic cell cycle phase transition; mitotic metaphase chromosome alignment. Lineage: Eukaryota; Metazoa; Chordata; Mammalia; Perissodactyla; Rhinocerotidae. Gene Ontology annotation, molecular function: cyclin-dependent protein serine/threonine kinase regulator activity.